Adineta steineri is the source of this 909-nucleotide messenger RNA. The record is from the annotation of a GenBank genome assembly. NCBI's taxonomy places the organism in Eukaryota, Metazoa, Rotifera, Eurotatoria, Adinetida, Adinetidae.
AUGUCAUUAUCAUCCGUCGGUGAGCAGUUAACGAUCUAUGUUGGUUCUGUUAUUCUUAUUGCACGUAUACUCGGUAAUGGCAUAAACAUUUUCAUAUUUUUAAGUGUGCGUACCUAUCGCAAAACUCCUUCUACAUUCUAUUUCCUUGUUGGUUCAAUUCACAACUUCCUUUACCUAGCGAUUAAUCUUACGUUUCGUGUUGUUAGUGUAGGUUCUGGAUUUGAUUUAACUCGCACUUCAUUAGCUUGGUGCAAGGCACGAUCGUUUUUCCUUAGCACUAUUAGUGUGAUUUCGUUCACUUGUUUAUGUUUGGCUACAAUCGAUCAAUUUCUAGCAACAUCACAAAGUGCUCAUCUUCGCCGUUACAGUAAAAUAGAAUUAGCUCAUCGAAUUGUAUUGUUUGCUAUCGUUGUCUGGUAUCUUCAAGGAAUUCCUUGGAUUUUGUUCCAAAAUAUUUCACCAACCAGUAAUACAUGUGUGCGCACUAACAAUGUCUAUGCCAUUUAUGUAUCGGUAUACCUUCUCGUCGUUCUUUGUGUCAUUCCAGUCCUAGUAAUUAUCGUGUUUGGAUGGCUGACUUAUCGUAAUAUCCGCCUAACAAUUGUGCUUGCUGAGCUACGUGCUGAUCGUCAAGUGACAAAAAUGACUUUGGUUCAAAUAUUUCUUGUUAUUAUUAGUAUCAUUCCCUAUGGCAUUAAUAAUGCUUACGGUUUGAUCACAGCUGGAAUGACUAAAGAUGUUAAUCAACAAUUGGAAGAAAGUUUUACCUCGACAAUCGUUGGUCUCAUAGGUUAUCUGUAUUAUAUGGGUAACUUCUACAUGUUCUUGAUUUCAUCAAGUCGCUUUCGUCAUGCAGUAACAGAUCGCAUAAUCUAUGGGCGAAACCCAAAUCGAAUAAAUCCAACUUAA